Molecule: messenger RNA, 1926 nt
Organism: Diversispora eburnea
Lineage: Eukaryota; Fungi; Glomeromycota; Glomeromycetes; Diversisporales; Diversisporaceae
Source: the annotation of a GenBank genome assembly
AUGGAGAGUAAUGAUGAUGGUUGGGAAGUAAGUGUACACCAAGAAGAUAAUAAUGAGUUAGGUUGGGGUGAUCCACCUUCACAACAAGUUAAUUCUUAUUGGCCUGAUAAUGAAAACUUUUCAACCGAGAAAGUAACAAAACCUGCUUCAAACUCAAGUGGUAAAAACGUUAGAGAUCGAAGUGACCCAAGUAAUAUAGUUCGUAAGUCAAAUAAUGGUGAAAGUUGGGAAUCAACUUCUACCAAAUUUGAAGAAAAUGAAGAUAAUACUUGGGGCUGGAACGAUAAACAAGACGAGACAAGUGGUCGUAAUUCAACAAAUUCUCACGUGAAAAAAAUUCAAGAUAAAGAGAACAGUUGGGAUUCCGAACCUAGAAAUAACGAUAGUACAUGGCGACAGGCAACCAAAACUAAAAUGGAUGACGAAAAAAGUGAAAAAAGUAACGAAGGUUGGAAAAAAACGGAUAAAGUUAUCGAAAAGAAAACGAGUUCAUCUAAAAUGUCAGAAAAAGGUUCAAGAAGAGGUUCCGGAGAAGAUACAAAGCCUCAUGAAAAAGGAAACCAAGGAGGUGUAGAACAACAAGAAGAUACUUGGGAUAAAGAAUUAACUCAAGAAUCUAUACCCGAAUCAGAUAAUGGUCAAGGAAAUGAUGAUGAGGGUUGGGGUACUAUGACUUUUGGUAACGAAGUUGAAGAUGUUUUUCCUUGGUAUAAUCCUGAAGCUGACGAUAAAAAUAUACCUAGUGGAUGGGAAUCCGAAGAAACCACGGAACCAAAAUCUUCCGAAUGGAAUUCUAAUUGGGGAUCUUCGAAUUCUAAUUUCCAAAGGCAAGAGAACCAAUCAUCAUUUAGAGGAGGGGGUCGUGGACGAGGCGGACGAAGUGGAGCUCCUCGCGGAAGAGGUAGAGGUAGACGAGGGGAGUCAGAUUAUCAUUCCUUUUCACGUGUUGGUGGAAACAGAUAUAAUGAUAAUCGAGACUACCAUCGUGAUAAUAGAGACCAUCGUGAUAAUAGAGACCAUCGUGAUAAUAGAGACCAUCGUGAUAAUAGAGACCAUCGUGAUAAUAGAGACCAUCGUGAUAAUCGAGACCAUCGUGACAAUCGAGAUCGUCGUGAUAGUCGAGAACAUCGUGACAAUAGGGAGUAUCGCAGUCAUCGUGACAAUCGCGACAAUCGUGAAAAGAUCGAUAAUGAUGAAUCUAGUGGAGAAUCUAAUUCUCUCGCAAAAAAACCUAGCAGCAGCUUGAAUGAGAGCAUGCAUGCAUCUAAUCCUACUCCUUAUGUAAAUAAAGAUCGCAUAUUGUCUGGUGGUAGUGUUCGUCAGAAAUUGAAUGAAGAGCAACUCACUAAACGUAUGGAAAGAAUCCGUAUUCAGAAUGAAAAGAUAUUGGAAAAACGAAAGAGACAGUUACUUGAUAAUGAACGCCAAGAAAACGCUCAACGUAAAAUUCAAAAUCGAGAUACACGAGAAUGGGAUAAAGAAAAGGAAACCGGUUGGAAUGAACCACGUCUAAAUCAACGAAAUUAUUCUCAAAAGAAUGGUUCAUUUGAUGAAAACGAUACUGAUCGAGAUUCUCGUCAUAAAAUUAAUAACAAUUAUAAUGGAUUUGGUCGAAGAAGUGGAAGAAGUUCUCGUGGUAGUAGUCAAUAUGAAACUAAAAGUAGUAGUGUUAGAAAUAUUCGUGGGGAAAGUGAAUAUAGUGGUAGUAGAGCAGGUUCUAGAUAUGCUCGCGGAGAUAAUAACGAAUAUGGUAGACAUGAACAAAAAGAAACGCUUAAUGCGCAAAAUGAAAGCUGGGGUGAACCACCUAAAGAAGAAUCUAAAGGUUGGGGUGAUAAGGAUGAUGAUAAUCAGGAUAAUCAGGGAUCGGAUUCAGAACUGAAAGUUCAUCAAUUUCAGGUGGAGGUUGGGAUUAGUCAAUUGUAG